This is a messenger RNA of Telopea speciosissima, 1566 nucleotides long. RefSeq names its product cytochrome P450 84A1-like. Gene Ontology annotation, biological process: lignin biosynthetic process. Lineage: Eukaryota; Viridiplantae; Streptophyta; Magnoliopsida; Proteales; Proteaceae. Gene Ontology annotation, molecular function: heme binding; iron ion binding; monooxygenase activity. The transcript has 2 exons. The record is from RefSeq and is a predicted model, not a curated record. Bases 1 to 1566 code for a protein of 521 amino acids.
AUGGAUUACUCUGCUCUGUCUCUGCUACCACUUACACCGAUGAUGUUGUUGUUCUUUGUGCUGGUGCUGUUGUUUCCAUUGAGUCUCUUAUUAGUAAGGUCACGUAAGAAGCUACCGUACCCACCAGGACCAAAUGGGUUACCCAUCAUCGGUAACAUGAACAUGAUGGACCAACUCACUCACCGUGGACUCGCCAAACUCUCUAAGCAAUACGGUGGUCUCGCACAUCUCCGUCUAGGUUUCCUCCAUGUGGUCACUAUUUCAACCCCUGAAAUGGCUCGCCAGGUCCUCCAAGUCCAAGACAACAUCUUCUCCAAUCGCGCAGUCAAUAUAGCCAUGAAGUACCUGAGCUACGACCAAGCCGACAUGGCCUUCGCCCAUUACGGUCCCUUCUGGCGUCAAAUGCGUAAGCUCUGUGUCAUCAAGCUCUUCAGUCGCAGAAGGGCUGAGUCCUGGGCGUCCGUCCGUGACGAAGUGGAUUCGAUGGUCCGCAUAGUGGCGUCCAAGGCCGGGGAGUCCGUCAACAUCGGAAAACUCGUCUUCGAACUCACAAUGAACAUCACCUACAGGGCUGCGUUCGGGUCGGAUAUCCUUGAGGGUCAGGAGAAGUUUGUGUCCAUAAUGCAGGAGUUCUCUAAGCUGUUCGCCGAUUUUAACUUGGCUGAUUUCAUUCCCUGGCUCGGCUGGGUCGACCCACAGGGACUCAACCGGAGACUCGUGAAGGCCCGGAAUUCCCUCGAUGUAUUCAUUGACACGAUCGUUGACGAACACAUUGCCAGGAGGAUGAACAGGAACCAAUCUGACGACGCAGACGUCGACACUGAUAUGGUAGACGAUCUACUUGCUUUCUAUAGUGAAGAAGAACCCAAGAAGAGCGGCGAAUCGGACGACUUGCAAGGUUCCAUCACCCUAACUCGAUAUAACAUUAAGGCCAUCAUCAUGGAUGUGAUGUUCGGGGGAACAGAAACGGUGGCGGCGGUGAUAGAAUGGGCCAUGACGGAGCUGAUGAAGAAUCCAGAGGAUAUGAAAAGGGUGCAACAAGAAUUAGAGGAUGUGGUAGGGCUUGAUAGGAAGCUUCAAGAGAAGGACUUAGAGAAGCUCAACUUCUUCAGAAGCACAAUGAAGGAGACGCUCCGACUCCACCCGGCGAUCCCGGUGAUGAUCCAUGCGACCGCGAAGGACGCGGAGGUGGCAGGCUACUUCAUCCCAAAGGGUACACACGCGCUUGUCAAUGUUUGGCAAAUCGGGAGGGACAAGAACACGUGGGAUGAGCCUGAUAAGUUCAAUCCGUCUAGGUUCCUGAGAGAGGGUGCCCCAGACUUCAAGGGUAAUAACUUCGAGUUUUUGCCAUUUGGGUCAGGUCGAAGGUCAUGCCCAGGUUUACAGUUGGGGUUGUACGCCUUGGAGUUGGCGGUGGCCAACCUCCUUCACUGCUUCAAAUGGGAGCUGCCCGACGGCAUGAAACCCAGCGAGAUCGACAUGAGCGAUGCAUCCGGAUUCACCGCUCCCAAAGCGGUUCAUCUCGUGGCUGUACCCACUCCUCGCCUCAACGUUCCUCUCUACUGA